CUAACACUGUAAACAUUGUUGAUCGAAUCAAAAGUAAAAGAAAAGAAAAAUGUUAGACAGGAGAAAAGUUGUACCGUUAAUGCUGUUGUCGUUGCACUUGCUUUCGCCUGUCGAGCCGAAUUGCCCGUCAGUUUGCAAUUGUACAUCAAUUUCAGUUAGUUGCAUUAAUGGAAAUUUAGAAGCAAUUCCCGAUUUCGAUUCGCUCCUGACCGAACCUGUAACGAUCGAUCUGUCCGGUAACAGGAUUAGCAUCAUAGAUGCCGAAAAUUUCGAUUUUAACCAGAGCGCGAACGUGAAAGAGAUGUAUCUUAACAAUACAUAUCUCAUCGACAUCGAUGCCGGAGCUUUCAGCAAAUUGAUCAAUCUCCAGGAAUUGUAUUUAGGGUUCAAUUUGUUGAAUUACGUGCCUUCCGAUUUGAUACGAUAUUUGCCUAAUAUGAUUUUAUUGGAUUUAUCGGGCAACUACUUUGAAGGUAGUAUGCCAGUUUUGAAAUCGCAAAGUUUAGAAGUAUUUACAUUGCUUGACUGCAUGAUAACGAGAAUUGAAAAAAAAUCGUUGAUACAUCUUCCUAAUUUAAAAUUUUUAUCAUUGAUGCAAAAUAAUUUACAUUUUAUAGAUUCUUUCAAAUCAAUUCCUCAUUGGUUCAUGCUUAAAUUACCGUAUACUACUUGGACAUGCGACUGCCAAACUUUUGAAAGUUUCGAUUAUUUGUCGAGCCUAAACUACAUCGAUUCCUCCGGGCGAUAUGAGUGCCAUUUUCAAAAUAAUGCGGUUCAAAUUUUCAAUUCUCGAGACGUACGAACUCAAUUGUGCGGAAAGACACCCCGUGGACAAAAAGAAAUUCGUGUAACAAAGGAAAUUUUCAAAAAAUCACUUCCGGCUAUAUCGGUAAGCACUUUCCAGGCAAAUACUGAAGAUGACAACAAAUUAAUUGAGAAAAGAAAUAUGUCGAUAGGGGUAUCCAUCAAUUCUCUAAUGAAAGUAUUCUUCAUGUUUGUUAUGAUUGUAGUUUUAACAGUGUUUAUAAAGGGCACUUUCGCUUCCAAGAACAGAAAAUAUCUUAGAGAUACUGACAGUACCACACGUUUGGUAUAAAUAAAGACAUUCGCUGUUUACUUUUAUACCUUUUAUUUAUUGUUAGUGUCACGAAUGAAUUUUAACUGAUUGAAUGCUACUUUGCUUGUUAUACAUGUGUACUUGAUUAUUCUCAACAUUUUUUUAUACUCCCAUUUUUAAACUUUACUAAAUUUUAACAUUUUGUCAGUAUACAAGAGAAAAUGACCAAGUUCAUUUGAAUAAUUUUGAGUUACUAGUAUUUCAAUUUUUGCUUAUGAUUAUAAACUCAAUUAUGUAGUUUUUAAUAAGGAUUUUAAAUUAAAAAUUCCAGAAUUUUGUCACUUUUUCUUGUUU
Phyllotreta striolata is the source of this 1411-nucleotide messenger RNA. The record is from the annotation of a GenBank genome assembly. NCBI's taxonomy places the organism in Eukaryota, Metazoa, Arthropoda, Insecta, Coleoptera, Chrysomelidae.